AAUGUCUUAACAUGACAGAUGUUAAUGGUCACCAGUAUGAGGAAUACUCUGUAUGUGAAAUAUGACUGUUGUGUGAAUGUGAAUGCAGCCAGUCAGGCGGCUGCUGAGGCUCGGGGUCGAGCGGGCAGACAGUCUGCGGCUGCGUCUAGUUUCACAGGAAUGACUUUACAAGAAGCCCAACAGAUACUGAACAUCUCCACAUUAACACCAGAGGAGAUUCAGAAGAAUUAUGAGCAUUUAUUUAAAGUCAAUGACAAAACUGCUGGCGGUUCUUUCUAUAUACAGUCAAAGGUGGUACGGGCUAAAGAGCGUCUGGAUGAAGAACUCUCCAUUCAACAGCAGCACCAAACCAAACCUCCAGACCAGCAGCAGGAGACGUGAGCUCCAUCCUCAUACACCUCCACUGUAAUUAUGACCCAGACUUCCAAUAAAACUUGAUCUUUUUGUACAUUAAAAAUGUCAAUCAUUUCUUUAUUCAUCCGUCAGAGUGCAGGAGUAUUUUCUGGACAUUACGUUGCAAGGUAAUUCAUCUCAAUGUUCUCGAGCUCUAGAAUUGUUGCACUUCAUUCAGGAGCUCAUGGAACUUUCUAACAGUUAAAAAUGUACACGACCAUUCAAAAGUUUGGUGUCAGAUUUUUUCAUGUUUUUAUCUCUUCUGC
This is a messenger RNA of Sinocyclocheilus rhinocerous, 659 nucleotides long. Its product is annotated as mitochondrial import inner membrane translocase subunit tim16-like. NCBI's taxonomy places the organism in Eukaryota, Metazoa, Chordata, Actinopteri, Cypriniformes, Cyprinidae. Bases 19 to 381 code for a protein of 120 amino acids. Gene Ontology annotation, biological process: protein import into mitochondrial matrix. The record is from RefSeq and is a predicted model, not a curated record. The transcript has 3 exons. Gene Ontology annotation, cellular component: TIM23 mitochondrial import inner membrane translocase complex.